CAAAAUGACAAAACAACAACAUAUUGCAAUUAUUGGUGCUGGACCCGGUGGAUUAUCAUUGGCGAGAUUAUUACAAAAAGGGGAUGAUCAUCAACAAUAUUCCGUCAAGGUGUAUGAACGAGAUAUUAACAAUAGUGUACGCAUCAGUGGUGGUAGCUUGGAUCUCCAUGUGGACUCUGGGCAAAUCUUUAUUGAUAAGGCAGGAUUAAGAGAAGAAUAUGAUGCUGUGGCAAGAACUGAAGGUGGAUUUUAUACUUUGUAUACUCAAGACCUCGAUAAAGUAUGGGAAAAGUCAGUACCAGAACAUCCGGAAUUGGAUCGUAAUGAUCUAAGGACACUUUUGGUCAAUUCAUUACUACCAGACACAGUGAUAUGGGACCGCCAUAUGAUCAAGAUCGAACCACACGGUCGUGGUUACCAUAUGUACUUCAAGGGUGAUGAUCAACCGGUUUAUUGUGAUGCCAUUAUUGGUGCUGAUGGUGCAUCAUCCAAGGUACGUGCGUUUAUAUCACCUAGUAUGGCCAAACCUACUUAUAGCGGUGUGACAUUAAUUCAAGGUGAAAUGUUGGAUCCUGUCAAUCAAUGUCCUGAAUUGUUGGCAAAAGUGAACAAAGGAAGUUUAUGGGGAUUUGGAUCACGCGGUCGAUCUUUAGGAUUACAACAAAAGGGGGAUGGUACUUUGAUUUAUUUUGCUUCCUUCAAGGCUGAUGAUGAAGAAUGGUUCACAAAAACAUAUGGUAUCGAUACAGGUGAUAAUGAAAGUUUCCGUGCUGCUUUGUUAUCCAUCUAUGAGGACUAUGAUGCUCUAUUUUUGGAUUUAAUCAAGAAAACAGAUCUAUUUGCCAUUCGACGCUGUCAUGGAUUAAUGUAUAGAUCUACUUUGAACGAACGUUGGAUACCCAAGGAUACUGAUGAUGAUCGUCCUGCUAUUACAUUGAUUGGUGAUAGUGCUCAUGUAAUACCUUCUUUUGCUGGUAUGGGUGUGAACAAUGCCAUGUUGGAUACUAUUGAAUUAUCAGAAGAAUUAUUUAAAGAACAUCAAGAUAUACGUGCUGCUUUCACUGCCUAUGAAAAACGUAUGAUGGAUCGUUGUAUUCCUGCUGCUGAAUUUACUGCAAAAAUGGAAGAUAUUUUCCAUUGUGAAGACAAUAUUCGUGAAAUAACCAAAGUAUUCAAUAGUUUUGGUAAUGGUGUCAAAUUUACUGACAAGUGGAAACAUUUAGCAGAGAAUUAAAAUAUAGUAAUCUCCC
Molecule: messenger RNA, 1250 nt
Organism: Halteromyces radiatus
Lineage: Eukaryota; Fungi; Mucoromycota; Mucoromycetes; Mucorales; Cunninghamellaceae
Exons: 2
Coding region: 5-1234 (409 amino acids)
Molecular function (GO): FAD binding
Source: RefSeq, a predicted model, not a curated record